Molecule: messenger RNA, 2215 nt
Organism: Plutella xylostella (diamondback moth)
Lineage: Eukaryota; Metazoa; Arthropoda; Insecta; Lepidoptera; Plutellidae
Biological process (GO): regulation of DNA-templated transcription
Molecular function (GO): RNA polymerase II cis-regulatory region sequence-specific DNA binding; DNA-binding transcription factor activity, RNA polymerase II-specific
Source: RefSeq, a predicted model, not a curated record
UCCCGCCCGCACUUGCCGAUUUUUUUCUGUCAGUGAGCUGUUUUCGUAAAAUAUCAAUAUUUACGAUUUUAUUGCUUUUCCUUUGAGAAUUUGGAUAUUUUAUGUGUUCUUACCAUGGAUACUUGUGCGAUAUGCCAUAAGCCAGUUGUUCAACUAUUUGAAACUGGGAAGAAAGGUGUGUUUGCCUGCUUCAAAUGUCAGCCAAUAUCUUUAGUCCCGGAGAUAACCCUCGGUCAAGAUAGCUCUCACGAAGUCAUCAUAGAUUCUUCUGAAGUCCCCAAUGAUGAUGACAGUCCCGAACUUAUUCAAGACAGCUCAACCCUCCAUAUUGGACAAGACAUCUCACUCACUUCAUCUGGCAGCCAAGAGGAGAAUGAUGGUCGGGAGCUGUUCUGCAACAUCUGCAACAAGACGUUCCAGAAGCAGAUGCAGCUGGUGAAUCACAUGCGCAACCACCGCGCCGAGCGCCGCUUCGUGUGCACUUACUGCAAUAAAGCCUUCUCCCAGUCCAACAACCUGCGCGCGCACUUGCGCAUCCACACCAACGAGCGCCCCUACAAGUGCACUGUGUGCGAUAAAGCUUUCACGCAGGUGACCAAUCUGAACAACCACAUGCGUCUCCACACUGGCGAGAGACCGUUCGCGUGCCCCGAGCCUGGUUGUGACAAGGCGUACGCUCAGGUGACAAAUCUAAACCAGCACAUGAAGCGGCACCAGUCGGGGCGCCCCAUCGAGCACUACGUGUGCACCGUGUGCGGCGAGCAGUUCCAGCAGCGGAACCACAUGUACAUGCACAGACGCGAAGUCCACUCAGACAACUCCAAGUCGAUGUUCAAGGCGCGCCACGAGUGCAAGACGUGCAACAUGGUGCUGCCCACCGCGCAACGCCUCAUGCAACACGCCGCGCAACACGCCAAGCGGGAUCACCAGACGCCCUCAUCCGAGUCAACCCCAACCACAUACAAAUGCGUGUUCUCGUCAUGCGGACUAAUUCUGGCGUCUCCUCGGGAGCACACGGAGCACCUGCUUCGCGCACACCAACUGCGCGUGCUGACCGCCGAGCCCGCGCCGCCCGCCCAGAGACGGGGCCGCCCGCCCAAGAUUUUGAAAACGGACCCCCUGGACCCGAAGGAGAAUAUCACUUAUGAAAUGCAGGUAAACCAAUUGAAAGAGCAAUCUCAAUUCCUGCCCAAGUUAAAAGUGCAAAGUUUAUUCUAGUGAGUAAUUAUUGCUUAUUUAUAGUAUGUAUAAACUCAUAACGUAACACUUACUCAGUGUUGGUUAAGUUGGCAUAGUGCAUGUGUUCUGACCAAGUUAUUAGGUUUUGUCUAGCAAGAGAAUGCAAUAUUAGCAAGAAUACUGCAGUUCGCUGAUUGGGUUUUGAACGUGGUUUUGUGAGGUUCAUUAUAUUUUGAAGGGAAACAAGAUAGCAGAUCUAUUUCAGACGGAAAAAACUCCUUUUCGUUCAAACUAUCACUGUGGAAUUUACUUAAAUAUUGUGUAUGCAAUAUACUAUAAUGGCGCUUAUACAGGCGUUUAUAAGUGUGAUAUCCGUAAUUAAUUAACCAUCAAUAUGGCUUGAUUUUCAAGCACAAAAACUCUGAAAACAACGUUUUUUUUCUCACUGGUGAUGGCGAUAUAAUACAAUGAAUUAGAUUACAAAACACAGGAUGUUGACUGCUUAUUUUUGUACGAAUACGUUUAUGAAUUAAAAUAUUAUUGUAUAUUUUACGGUUUACAUAGUUUAUUCUCAAUACAGAAGUAAAAGUAAGGUUUUUAUUUAGUAUACCUAUAUUGUACAAUAUUAGCUAAGGUAGAUAAUAAAAAAAUACUAUAUCGUUUGGUAAGUGCAAUUUAUCAUAAAUUUUAUACUAGAUAAGUUAAUAAUAGCUUAAACUGUAAUUUACUAAAAGCGCAAAGCAUUGGUAUGUAUAUUCAAUACAUACAGUAUGCUGCAAAAAUGCGAAUACGAUUUGUUAAAAGUGAAGGGUUACCUUGUUUCCUACGACAGAUAAAAUAAAAAAUAUCCUCUUUGCAACAUCCUGUAUGUACUUGUAUGUUUUAUGGCGGUUAGGUUUUAUUUAUCUCGGCUUUUUUUAAAUGUUUGCUUAUAUUAAGUAAUGUGAUCUAAUAUACUAGAGAUAUUUCGUUUAUUUUACAUUGCUAAGUAAGUGGUGGUGUAAAUUGUAGUUUAAAAAUUGAAUUUGAUUGAAUU